GGGAGGGUUCGUGCGCGACCGAGCCGCGGCGACGGAUUUACGCCCCUGGCUUCGCGUCCGGCGGAGCGAGAGCGCGGGAGGCCUCGAGUCCCCUCUCGCGCGUCGGGCCCCCGGAGCCGCCGGUUCCACCCUCCCGCGGAGGAAGGGCCCGGGGCGAGGCGAGGGAGCGAGCGGCCCCGGCGCCUGGGCAUGCGGGGCGGCCAGCCCGGCGCUGUUGCUUAAGCGGAGCGGCUCCAGCCAGCCAGCGCGGAGGGGAAGACGGCCAUGGACGCCGCCGGGCAGCCCCAGUCCCAGCAGGCUCCGCCGGCGCCCCAGCCGUCGGCGGCGCAGCCCCAGCCUUCGGGGCAGCCCUCGCCGCCGGCGCCUCAGCAGCCGCAGCCCGGCGGGGGCGCCGUGUCCGGGCCGCCCCCGGCCGGCCACCAGGUCGUCCACGUCCGGGGCGACUCGGAGACGGACUUGGAGGCCCUCUUCAACGCCGUCAUGAACCCCAAGGGCGCCAACGUGCCCCACACGCUCCCCAUGCGGCUCCGCAAGCUGCCCGACUCCUUCUUCAAGCCGCCGGAGCCCAAGGCCCACUCCCGCCAGGCCAGCACAGAUGCAGGGACGGCAGGAGCCCUAACUCCUCAACAUGUUCGUGCUCACUCCUCUCCAGCUUUGUUGGGAACAGUUUCUCCUGGUGCACUUACUCCAUCUAGUGUAGUUCCUGGAGCUGCACCCUCUCAGCAUCUCCGCCAAUCAUCUUUUGACAUCCCUGAUGAUGUGCCCCUGCCUCCAGGUUGGGAGAUGGCAAAGACUCCUUCUGGCCAGAGAUAUUUUCUGAAUCAUAUUGAUCAGACAACAACAUGGCAGGACCCAAGGAAGGCUCUCCUUUCCCAAAUGAAUGUUACAGCUCCUACAAGCCCUCCGGUGCCGCAGAAUAUCAUGAAUUCAGCAACUGGCCCGCUCCCUGAAGGAUGGGAACAAGCCAUGACCCAGGAUGGAGAAAUUUACUACAUAAACCAUAAGAACAAGACCACAUCUUGGCUAGAUCCAAGACUUGACCCACGCUUUGCUAUGAACCAGAGAAUCAGCCAAAGUGCUCCGGUGAAACAGCCACCACCACCAUUAGCCCCCCAAAGUCCUCCUGGUGGAGUUCUGGGAGGUGGCAACUCCAAUCACCAGCAACAGAUAAGACUGCAGCAGCUGCAGAUGGAAAAAGAAAGGUUGCGACUGAAACAUCAAGAACUGCUUCGGCAGGUGAGGCCACAGGCGUUGCGGAAUAUCAAUCCGAGCACAGCAAAUUCUCCAAAACGUCAGGAAUUGGCUCUCCGCAGUCAGCUUCCCAGUAUGGAUCAAGACGGCUCCCAGAAUCGAGUGUCCUCUCCUGGAAUGUCCCAAGAACUGAGAACGAUGACCACAAAUAGCUCAGAUCCCUUUCUUAACAGUGGGACAUACCACUCCAGAGAUGAGAGCACAGACAGUGGCCUCAGCAUGAGCAGUUACAGUGUUCCCAGAACUCCGGAUGACUUCCUCAAUAGUGUCGAUGAAAUGGAUACAGGUGACACUAUCAACCAAAGCACCAUCCCCUCCCAUCAGAACCGUUUUCCAGACUACCUUGAAGCCAUUCCAGGGACUAAUGUGGACCUUGGAACGCUGGAAGGUGAUGCAAUGAAUAUAGAAGGAGAGGAACUGAUGCCAAGCCUACAAGAAGCUUUGAGCUCCGAUAUCCUUAAUGACAUGGAGUCUGUGUUGGCAGCCACCAAGCUAGAUAAAGAAAGCUUUCUUACCUGGUUAUAGGGGCCUCAGGGAGAUGGAAUUUGAAAUCUUUGAAGGAUCUAAGGAGAUAAGACAUGUACCUUUUGUUGAGAACAAGCCUAUAUCGCAAAGGCUUCUUGGCUUAUGAUCAGAGAGGAAAACAUGUAAAUGAACAAAAUACUUCAGAUUUUGUUGAUCCAAUGUUUUGUUCUUUUUUGUCCAAUCGCUGCUGUUAUACCGCUGACCUCUUUCACAGUUGACUCUGAAGAAUUCAGUUUUUUUUUCUGUUGCAACUACUGUUCAGCUUGGUGUUAAUGGAGAGGGAAAGGAUGGGAAAGUUGAGAGAGAGAGAGACCAGCUAUGUUUUUGGAUAAUGUCUACCAUUCCUUUUGCCCUGCUUUCUGUUUGCAUGUCCUUUUCUUUGACUAUGGAUGUUAUGGAGCUUAAGCUUUUGUGUUGGCAAAAAAAUUACAUAACUGGUCCAGCAAGCCAAAAAUGAUGUACCUGAUGGGGGGAAAAGUCAGUACUGAUUUGGAAAUAAGGCAUAACAUGUUUUAUUGUUGGGCACAAACCAUCAGACAUUUUAGUGUUGGGUAUAGUUCUUCAUGCUGCUUGAUCUAUAUUGAACUGAAUAAAAGAUAUAUGCCAAGGAUGGCUGUUGGAUUGUGCCCACUGGCAGCAGCUUCUUAAUUCCCUCAAUUAGUUUGCUCACACUUUACAGCAUCAUAAGCAAAUCCUAUUAUACAAAAAUCAUGGAUCUUGAUUGUUGCCUUUUAACUUUAGCUUGUUUUCCAAAUUUUAGAUCUAUUUUUAAUUAUAGCAGUAGAUUAGAAAAGGAACUUUUUUGGUUCUGUUGUGUGUAUUGAUUGUUUUUGUUUUAAUAUUUUUAAAUAGUGAAAUCUAAAUUUCCUGACUUCAUCUAGUCUUAUUUAAGUCUGAAUGGGUUUUUUAUACUAAACUAGUAUAGCCAGUUAAUAUCAGUAGUUCUAUGUUUUGCUUACAGCUUUUAAAAAGUUAGCUUUGAAUGUAUCCAUUAGAUUAAAGAACCAUUGGCUUAAGUUUCACCCCUCUACCCAGAAUUCAGAGAAACUUCCUCUUCUCACAGAAUCCUUUGCCUAAAUUACUUAUUUGAAUGUUAGUUUCACUUAUUUUGGAAGGAGCUUUUGAAGUAUUUUUAACAUUGCCAUUUAAGAAUGGCCAACUGUAUGCCUUUUACCCCGAGUUUUGAACACAGCAAAUAUUACACUGUUUUCAUCAAAGGACAGCUCUUGCCAUUGUUUGGAGACCUUUUUAAUUUUGAUGAAAUUGGUGGCUUGAGAAUCAAGUGUCCCUAAUGGAUAAAAACUGAUGCUUUCCUGUACAUAGUUUCAUGAUACUGUCUGCACUGUCAUGUGAGUUUACAAUAUUAGCAAUGGGAACACUAAAGUGAAACUUAUCAAAAGCAUACUGAGAAAUAAGUCCAUGGUGCAUUUAGAAGACUGUAAAGAUAUGUGGUAGAUGGCAACAUGAGCAUGUAGUUGGCCAUGUAUUUUAGCUGUAGUGAUUAGCACUGAAGUCAAGGAGUGAGUACAUAUUGAUAACUUUACUUUUAGCAGGAAAGCAUUAUCCUCAAAGUUGUUUGUAGGAAUUGUGAUACUUUCCAAAGAGUAUUUUAAAUGAACAAAAUGCCCAUGUUGCAAUAUAAGCUAUGAAGCCUUUUUGUUUUUCCUUUAAAUGCAUUGGCACCAAUAAGCGCCUUAAAGGUCUGUCAACAUUCCCAUUAAUUUGUUGUCUUUAUUUGCAAGAGUUUAUAACCAUCAAGGAAAGUUUAAACCUGAAAUUUAGUAUAUAAUUUUCAGACCUAGGACAUACUAAAAUGUUGGAUGGAAUCCAAUUCUUUGCUCAAGUUGGUGAAAGUUAUUUCCACUUGAUGUAUUGUGAAGCAGAAAUGCCCCCUCCCUCGUGCGCCCCCUAUUCACCCUCAAAAUCUGCUCUAAAGAGAUCUGCUUUUCUGGAAGAGAUUUUGUGGGCAUAUGGGAAAGAAGUCUAGAAGUGUAAUGCUGGGUUUCACCAAUUAUUUGUCCCUUUCUAGUUGAUGUGAGGAUGAAGUUAACAGUUGCAGCCUUGAGUUUUGUGUAUGCCAGUAAGCCACAGCUUAAUGAAUUCUUUUUCUUCUGCAAUGCCAUAUUAGCUUCCAAGUCAGUUAACAUGUGAAUGGGGUCAUAUGAGCAGAUUCUCAGUCCCAUUAAGAGGAUUCUCCUGUUUUUUACUUCCCCACCCUUUCCGAGAAAUACUUGAAAGCCAACUGAAACUAAAUAUAAAUAGGUUCAAAUAGUGUUCCAAAUGGGAGAAAAGGUGAGAAAUUCGGAGUUCUCGCAUUUGUGUUUGCUUGGUUUUUUUCGUAUACAGGAGGACCAUGUGCACCUAUCUGACUAUCAAAUAGGAACUCCUGAUUCCUGUAUCCAGAAAUAGUUUUUUGUUUGCUUUACUUGGUUACAGCUUUAAAGUUGGAACAUUUUUUUCCAAUUUUCCCUUGUUGUUGUACACUACACUACACUACACAGCUCACACUAUAUUUAAGUAGCACUGCUAGAGGAGUACUUAUAUAAAAACUCAGAAUUCUUGAAUUUCUCUUAACACUAAGCUGUCUGUGCAGUGCUUAACUCUAUUUACUUUUUAAGCCUCUUUAGUAGAUGGGAAAUGUGCCUUAGCAAUCAUCUGUACUGUUGGCAGAAGAAAAACAAAACAAACUAGAUGCUAUUACAAGUUUUUAUUCAGCUCUAUCAUUUGACAAAGUGGCUUACCCUUUUUGGGGUGUUGAAAUGCAAAAGAAAAAAGUGUUAUAGGUAGUAUUUUGUAUUGAUUGGUGUAUAUAUUUAAACAGAUUACUGUCCUAACUUUAUGGCUUCUAGAUAUUUUUUUAAAUACAGUGUGUUCAGAAUGCAUUGAAAGCUUAUGAAUUCUUGUGUAUGUUUGGCAACAUGCUUUGAAAAAUAUACUGUUUCAAUAAAUCAUGUGGAUUAAAGUUGUACCAAUCAGUGUUGGAGCUCAAGCAAUGCAAGAUUGAGAGCAAUUAAUGGUACCCUAUCUUUUGCACAUGUGUAAAAUCCAUAUUAAAAUGACUUCACUUGCAAUCAUGGGGGGAGAUACUUUUUAUACAAGAGGUGGGUUUGUACGUCUGUCUAAAGUGACACUUGUUUCUUUAGGGUAAAAAACCUCUAUAUUUUAAAAUGUUUUCUGUUAGAGAACUCUGAAACACAACUUUCAAAUAUAUAUGGCUAUAAAUGUUAUAUUUUCUUUAGGUGUAAGAGCAUGCCUCUGUUAGAUAUCCUAGUAAAUUCUGUUACAUUAUUUUCUUUUAUGUAAUACAUUUUUUUCACUGCUUUUUUGUUUUACAUGAUAUAAAUAUAUACUUUGUGCUUACAA
Candoia aspera is the source of this 5139-nucleotide messenger RNA. RefSeq names its product Yes1 associated transcriptional regulator (gene YAP1). Gene Ontology annotation, biological process: positive regulation of transcription by RNA polymerase II; hippo signaling. The transcript has 9 exons. Gene Ontology annotation, cellular component: cytoplasm; nucleus. Gene Ontology annotation, molecular function: protein binding; transcription coactivator activity. The record is from RefSeq and is a predicted model, not a curated record. NCBI's taxonomy places the organism in Eukaryota, Metazoa, Chordata, Lepidosauria, Squamata, Candoiidae. The coding region runs from base 265 to 1776 and encodes 503 amino acids.